AUGUUUCAGGUGGCACUGUGGACGACGAGCCCAAGUAUGUGGCCGCCUGUCGAUGUUCGCAGUUUGACCGCCGAGUCUGUGGGACGUGCAUCACUGAUACUUGCCGUCGAUUUGCUUCUGUUUGUUACAUCGAUUCUGAAUAUCGGCGUGAUUGCGUUCACUCCAGAUCUGUCUGACGUCAUCGGAUGUUAUUUAAUAUCCCUAUCGGUCGCGGAUCUACUGACCGCCGUCUUUGUUAUCCCGCUAAGCAUCUACUCAACUUUAGAAGGAAAUUGGAGAAUCGGUGGCGAUAAUUCGAUCAUUUGCAAAAGUGCAGCAUAUUUGCAAAUUGCACUUUUCUGUUCCACCGUUUAUACGUUUGCAUGGAUAUGUAUCGAUAGGUACUCUGCAAUGAUGAAACCGUCAAGAUAUAGCGAGCAGUCAUUAACUAGGUGCAAAUGUUGGAUAGUAUUCAGUUGGCUUACUUCAAUGCUUCUCUGCUGUCCAAUCAUUGUUGCAAGGAUGCAGGUUGUGUUCUACCCGGAUGCACAAUUAUGCGUUCUUGAUUGGUCAGCAACAUCGGCCUACAGUGUGACAUUACUACUUUUAGUAUUUGUACCUACAUUAGUGACGGUAUUUAACACAGGUUGGAAGAUAUGGUCGGCGAUGAGAAACCCUGCAGCGCUUGAUGACAGCCAGAGAAUGUUAGUGGAGACUGAUCCGAACUUUGUGCUCACUGCAUUUCUGUUUGUCACAUUCUUCUUAUCAUGGCUACCACUCAUCUCAUUAAAAGUGAUAGAACUUAUAUGGGGACCGUUCGAUAUGGACUUGUCAAUGGUAAGCUGUGUAGCAUGGUUAUAA
This is a messenger RNA of Caenorhabditis remanei, 840 nucleotides long. RefSeq lists its product as uncharacterized. Lineage: Eukaryota; Metazoa; Nematoda; Chromadorea; Rhabditida; Rhabditidae. Bases 1 to 840 code for a protein of 279 amino acids. Gene Ontology annotation, cellular component: membrane. Gene Ontology annotation, molecular function: G protein-coupled receptor activity; peptide binding. The record is from RefSeq and is a predicted model, not a curated record. Gene Ontology annotation, biological process: G protein-coupled receptor signaling pathway. The transcript is spliced from 5 exons.